GCAGGCCAAGGCGCCCGUCAACAUGUUGAAUUCCGAGCACAGUCAAGCACCAAUGGAGCACCACCUCAAAGUCUGGUAUUUCGUUUCUCCCAGGUGGACCGGCUGCUUGGCCAGCUUGCGCAAAUGAGCGAGCUGCGAGAUGUGAUGCUGCCCCGUCUCCCGCCAAAGGUCACGAUUCGGUCCACUUGGGCUGGCCGUUUUGAUGAGACCUUUCUGCAGGAACGGCAGAGUCUUUUGACGAGUUUUUUCGAAGAGCUCUGCAACAUUCUGAACGGAAAAUAUUCAGCAAUCGGAAACGUUUUGGACCUUUGCGAACCAUUGGGCGAGUUUGUGGCCAGUGCGGCAAGAGCAGGGUCCACAGAGGAGCUGGCGGCAGUCGCAGCAGUGGAGGCCGCCAUCCGCAGGGAAGAAGACCGUCAGAUAAUUGCGUCGCAGGAUGCGGAAUAUGAGGAAAGCUUGCGACAGGAUGAGCUUCGUCGAAUAGCGCAGGCCGAGAAGGCCGAAAAAGAGAGACUUGUGGCAGAGGAAGAGGCCAGACGGCAAAAAGCUGCUGAGGAAGAGGCGGCUGCUCUUCUGGAGGAACAAAGGCUUCGGCGAGAGACAUUCGACAGGCAGCACCCGCUGCCGGAAGCCGGGAUGCCGCAGGCGACCGUGCGAUUUCGCGCAGCCAGUGGAGCUACGAUCCAGCGUGCUUUUGCUGAAGAUACGCAGGUUUCCGCCUUGUUCGAGUUUGCUGCAGUGGCCGACUGGGAUGGCCCAGCCUUGGGCCGGCCGUUUGAUCUCAGGACUUCUUUCCCGGUGAUGAACCUGCAAGGGAAGGAAUCGCAGACGCUCAGGGAAGCUGGACUUUGUCCUUCCACAAUGCUACUCGUGGCGGAGCAUGACGACUGA
Symbiodinium necroappetens is the source of this 891-nucleotide messenger RNA. The record is from the annotation of a GenBank genome assembly. NCBI's taxonomy places the organism in Eukaryota, Dinophyceae, Suessiales, Symbiodiniaceae.